AAAUAAAAACUUAACACUCAAAACGAUUUGGAGAAGCAUGCGAAGAAAACAUUGUAACGAAAUAUUCUUUGAAUUAGUGUUGGCACAAUAUUCGAAGUUUGGUAACCGUAUCAACUGUAUGAUUGUGAUCAGUCCGUUAUGCCAAUUUUUUGCGUAUAGUUUAAUCAUAUAACACUUUUUAUAUGAUUUUUGAACUAUCGGGGGACCUGGCCGAGGCAUGAUUGCCAGCACUGCUCGAUAUUGUCACGAUCAUGCGACAUCUAGAUGCACGAGGGAGAAGACGCGAAAUACGGUGAUAUUCCAUCGUGAAGAAUGACCCUCACGAUCCAAAAUAUAGCAACCCAAGUGUAAUUGAGGAUUUUUCUUCUACUCCGGUGCUCAAUGCCUACACCAGGGCUUGGAAACGCGAUGCGUUGAUCAAGCAGCUUAAUAUAUUAUAUACAACGAGCUAGAGAUAACUCGAACUCCUUGAUUAUAUAUAAACAACUGGGACCUGUGCAAGGAGAUUGUAAUAUGUUCUAACCUCCUUGGAUCAGUGAGCUGUGGGUGUAGUACAGUGUAGUAAGCCGUGAAGAGUAUAUUCAAUGACUGUGACCAACACAACUGUGACAAAGCGUCAACUUAAACAAAUCAUUAAUACAGUUGGUGUCGAAUAUGCUGAUUACGGUUGGUCUGUUUUGGAGAGUAUGCGUCUGUAGUAGUGUCAGAUAGUGGCAAUUUGUCUGCAGUAAGGAGAAACAACCAGUUUUCAGUACAGACCAGGACGGGAACAAGUUGAAGAACAGUGACACAGUGUAUGGAACUUAAGUUGAGGUGAAAACGGGUUGCUGUGGUUCAGCUGGUUUAUUUUUCCCCCGGCCGAUUGGAACGAUUUGAACAGGCUGGUUUGACCCAUUCAGGGGAAAGUAUGAGGGAUUCUGUUAAUUUAUAGUUCUUGUAGUUUUGAAAUCAAUGCUCCCACUUUCAAAGUUAAAAUUUUGAUCAAAGGAAUUUAUGAAUUUAUUGUUAUUGUUGAAUAUUGUAGAUUAUGUAAAAAUGUCAUUGAUUAAUGUGAAUUAGGUUGUUAGGUACUUUUGAGUUAUUCUAUUGUACGAGUUUGAAUUGAAGAAGGGAGAAGUACUUAGAACAAAUUUCCAGUUUCUGCAAAUUUGUUUAAUAAUGUAUUGUGUUGUAACAAUCAAAUAUGCAGGUUAAGUGAAUUGAAUAUGUCACGUCUAGGCUCUCCAUACUCAAUGGGGUAUACUCACGAUGAAUAUGAUUUUGAAGAUGACAAUGAAGAAGACUUGGAUGAUGAGCGUGAAAAUGAUGAUCAGGAUGAAAGUGAUGAAGAUACGGAGGAAGCAAGUGAAACUGACAUGGGGAAAUCUGAAGAAUACACAGAAAUCAAGGAGCAAAUGUAUCAAGAUAAGCUUGCGAACUUGAAAAAGCAAUUGCAGCAGUUAAAAGAUGGAUCUCAUCCUGAAUACAACCGUAAACUUAAGAAGUUAGAUAUACAGUAUAAGGAAAGGUUGCGACUGAAUAUAAUUUCUCGAGAUUAUUAUAUUGAAUGUGUUGAACGAGAUUAUGUCCUUGAGAAGAAAGCAGCAGCAAAAGAAUUUGAAGAAAAGAAAGUGGAAUUACGUGAAACUCUUAUUUCAGAUAUGGAAGAGAAAAGAAAAAUGAUUGAAUCUGAACGUCAUACAAUGGAACUUACUGGUGAUUCUAUGGAGGUAAAACCUGUUAUGACCCGCAAGUUGCGACGUCGACCAAAUGAUCCAGUUCCUGUUCCAGAAAAGAGAAGAAAGCCACCUCCAGCUCAGCUUAAUUAUUUACUUGAUGAAAAGGAGAUUGAAGGAGAUUUAAAACACAUUGCACGAGGCAAGAUUUUGGGCCCCACCAGGAAACCGGCUUUGGUGCCAAACUCCAGUACUACUUCUGCAACUGGUCCACCUCCCCCAGAAACUAAUUCGUUGCCUGAAACAAGAAUUGAAGAUGGGAAACUCCUCUAUGAAAGAAGAUGGUAUCAUAGAGGUCAGCCUGUGUAUGUUGAGGGUAAAGAGCUUCCACGCUUUCCAGCAGUAAUUUCGGCAAUAGGAACUGAAGUGAUUUGGGUGAAGAAAACAACAGACGGUAGUAAGGUACGAAUAUGUACUUCUCAGCUAAGUCGAGGAAAAGUGACUAUCAAGAGGAGAGCAUCAUAAUUAUUACAUGAGUUGCAUCAAUCACUUCAUCAAUGUACAGUUAGAAUUGUCUUGUCAUAAUGCAUAAAAAAUUUUAAAGUAAGCUUCAACCUCCAUUACGUCUCUUUGAGAUGUGUGUGACAUUGAACUGAAAAGUGUAUUUAUUAAAGUCCAGUCCAUACGGAAGUUUUUAUACCUUAUAAUAUUUUUUUUGUAAAUAAAUUUAUUGAAAUAUUGUGUUGUGCUUUAAUUAUCUCAAAACAGU
Gryllus bimaculatus (two-spotted cricket) is the source of this 2424-nucleotide messenger RNA. Lineage: Eukaryota; Metazoa; Arthropoda; Insecta; Orthoptera; Gryllidae. The record is from the annotation of a GenBank genome assembly.